AUGGCAGAGAAGACAGUUCUUAUCACGGGCAGCACACGCGGCAUCGGCCUCGAGUUUGCCAAGCACUUCACCAAAGCUGGAUGGAAAGUCAUUGGCGUGGCGCGCAAUGGCAGCAAGGCGGACGAGUUAAAGGCGUUGUCACCGCUCAAGAUUGUGAGUUUCGACUGCACCGACGAGGCGUCAAUUGCCGAGGCAGCGCAGGAGCUCCAGGGGGUUCCAAUUGACCUCCUCAUCAACAACGCAGGCAUCUUCAUCGGCGGCGGCCUGACAACCACGACCAAGGAGAUGCUCAUGCGCCAGUUCGAGGUGAACACGGUGGGCCCUUUCCUGGUGACGCGUGCAUUGCUACCAAACCUGAAACUUGCGGCGAAGAAGAAUGGCAGCGAUGGCGCAUUAGUGGUCACGGUGUCAUCCCAGAUGGGCAGCAUCGCUGGCAACACGGCUGGAGGAAACUACAGCUACGGAGCCUCCAAGGCGGCUGUGAACAUGGUGAGCGCCAGCCUGGCGAUUGACUUGAAGAAGGACAACAUCGCGGCGAUUGUCGUGCACCCGGGCUACGUGGUGACGGACCUCACAGGUGGACUGGGCGACGUCCACACGGACGAGAGCGUGAAGGGGAUGACAAGUGUGAUCGAGAAGAUAUCAAUGGCCGAUACCGGGAAGUUCUUCCACUUCCAGGGUCACGAGAUGCCGUGGUGA
Messenger RNA from Phytophthora infestans T30-4, 699 nucleotides. Its product is annotated as short chain dehydrogenase, putative. The transcript has 2 exons. NCBI's taxonomy places the organism in Eukaryota, Oomycota, Peronosporomycetes, Peronosporales, Peronosporaceae. The record is from RefSeq and is a predicted model, not a curated record. The coding region runs from base 1 to 699 and encodes 232 amino acids. Gene Ontology annotation, molecular function: oxidoreductase activity, acting on the CH-OH group of donors, NAD or NADP as acceptor.